CUUUCCUCCAUUUCCAUUUCACUCUUUCUCCUCUUUAAACCCGAAAAUGGCGGUCUGUAGGACUAAAACCUUGUUAUUGUUACUCCUCCUAGUUUCCCUUUGCAACACUUUGGAUCUAUGCAUUGGGCAGCAAUCCCCUGCCUCUGACCACGCUUGUUCCCAUGGUCACCAUCAUCACCAUGACCAUGGAAACUCCCACCAUCAUCAUGAUCAUGAUGAUGUUGAUCUAUCCGUUAGUAAUAAAAGGAAGUUGCUCCCAGAGGAGCUUGCUGAGGAAGAAGACCUUAAACUUUUCGGCUUUGCAUCGGACCAUCACGACCACCACCACCACCACCACCACCACCACCAUGAAGAUCACCUUGAUGGGUCCCACUCCAAUCUCACCGGAAUUCAACUUUGGAUUAAUGCAAUGGGGUGUUCCCUUUUGGUGAGCUUGGCUUCACUUAUCUGCUUGACCAUUGUUCCUAUCUUAUGUGCACAUGGCAAACCAUCCAAGGCUGUCGUUGAUGCAUUGGCGCUAUUUGGGGCUGGUGCCAUGCUGGGGGAUGCCUUUUUGCACCAAUUACCUCAUGCUUUCAGUGGUGGGCACUCUCAUUCACAUGAUGAUCAUGCUCAUUCUGAAGAUUCACAUUCGCAUUCUCAUGCUCAUUCCCUGAAAGAUCUGUCCAUUGGACUGUCAGUCCUAACUGGCAUUGUAGUUUUCCUGAUCGUGGAGAAGAUUGUUAGGUUUGUUGAAGAAGUUUCUGGAGGUGAACAUUCAGGGACUCAUUCUCACCAUCAUCACCGCCAUAAAAAAAGCAGUAAAAAACUGAAGGAUGAUGAUGAUAUUGAUGAGAAAUCAUCAGAGAAGCCAUCUAAACAGAAAUUAUUAAAUGGAGCUGCUGAUGCAACUUCAAAAUCAAAGCAAGUUGCUGGGUCCCGGUCUGAAUUAAAGAAGAGAAACAAAAAUGGCAACACCAGUGGUGACAAGUCAGACAUAGAUGCCGCUGAUGGCAAAGUAGGAGAAGCAAAGCCUACAAAACAGCCAUCCAACCUGGUCUUUGGAUAUCUCAAUCUCUUCUCUGAUGGUGUGCAUAAUUUUACUGAUGGCAUGGCCUUGGGAAGUGCAUUUUUACUUUAUGGAUCUGUCGGUGGAUGGUCUAGAACAAUUUUCUUGCUUGCUCAUGAACUCCCUCAAGAGGUUGGUGACUUUGGAAUCUUGGUACGAUCAGGUUUCAGCGUGUCAAAGGCUCUGUUUUUCAACUUCCUAUCAGCACUCGUAGCGUUAGCAGGAACAGCACUGGCUUUGCUUCUUGGCCAAGAUCCAGGACAGUCAUCUCUUAUUGAGGGGUUCACAGCUGGUGGAUUCAUCUAUAUCUCGGUAGCUGGUGUUCUAGCUGAGAUGAACAACAACGGGAGCCCUGGUCUAAAAAGUACUGUAACCCAAUUGAUUUCACUUAUUUUAGGAAUGGGUGUUGCCCUUUGGAUUUCUCUUGUAGAAUGAAAAUCCUUCCCCUGACCAUAAACUGCAAAAAGAAAAUGAAUAAAUGUUAUUUUUGCUUAUUUACCAAUGAAUUUUUGAGGUUUGAAGUCGUGAAUCGUAGCCUUGUGGAAGAUUGGCAUA
Spinacia oleracea (spinach) is the source of this 1603-nucleotide messenger RNA. Its product is annotated as IAA-alanine resistance protein 1. Gene Ontology annotation, biological process: intracellular zinc ion homeostasis; zinc ion transmembrane transport. The transcript is spliced from 11 exons. Gene Ontology annotation, cellular component: membrane. The record is from RefSeq and is a predicted model, not a curated record. NCBI's taxonomy places the organism in Eukaryota, Viridiplantae, Streptophyta, Magnoliopsida, Caryophyllales, Amaranthaceae. Bases 47 to 1483 code for a protein of 478 amino acids. Gene Ontology annotation, molecular function: zinc ion transmembrane transporter activity.